Molecule: messenger RNA, 3100 nt
Organism: Chroicocephalus ridibundus (black-headed gull)
Lineage: Eukaryota; Metazoa; Chordata; Aves; Charadriiformes; Laridae
Gene: MAN2B1
Product: mannosidase alpha class 2B member 1
Exons: 24
Biological process (GO): mannose metabolic process
Cellular component (GO): lysosome
Molecular function (GO): carbohydrate binding; alpha-mannosidase activity
Source: RefSeq, a predicted model, not a curated record
CCGUGCCCGCGAGCGUCAUGGCGGUGCCCGGGGCGGCGGCGCUGCUGGUGCUGCUCGGGGCGGCGGCGGCCGCGGGGCUGCGGGUACCAGUCGUGUCCCCCCACGCGCCUCGACCUCCUCAACGUCCACCUGGUGCCCCACACCCACGAUGACGUGGGGUGGCUCAAGACGGUGGAGCAGUACUUCUACGGAGUGCGUAACGAGGUGCAGCACGCGGGGGUGCAGUACAUCCUGGACUCGGUGGUGGCCCAGCUGGUGGCCAACCCCUCCCGCCGCUUCGUCUAUGCCGAGGUGGCCUUCCUGGCCCGCUGGUGGCGGCAGCAGGACGAGGCCACGCGCCGCACCGUGCGCCAGCUCGUCGAGCAAGGGCGGCUGGAGAUGGUGGGGGGGGGCUGGUGCAUGAGCGACGAGGCGGCCGCCCACUACGCGCCGGCCCUCGAGCAGCUGGCCCUGGGCCGCCGCUUCCUGCGCCGGGAGCUGGGGGGCUGCGGCACCCCCCGGGUGGCCUGGCAGAUCGACCCCUUCGGCCACUCCCGGCAGCUGGCCGCCAUCUUCGCCCAGAUGGGCUACGACGGGCUCUUCGUGGGGCGCGUGGACCACCAGGACAAGGAGACGCGGGAGCGGCUGCGGGAGAUGGAGCUGCUGUGGAGGGCGAGCGGGAACCUGCCCCCCCCCGCCGCCGACAUCUUCACCGGCAUCCUCCCCAACGUCUACAACCCCCCCUCGGGGUUCUGCUGGGACCAGCUCUGCUCCGACCCCCCCGUGGUGGACGAGGACAGCGAGGAGAACAACGUGGACGACAUCGUCACCACCUUCCUGCAGAUCGCCACCAGCCAGGCUGAGCGCUACCGCACCAACCACAUCAUCAUGACGAUGGGCUCCGACUUCCAGUACGAGAACGCCAACCUGUGGUUCAAGAACAUGGACAAGCUCAUCGCCCACGUCAACGCCAGGCAAGCCAACGGCAGCCGCGUCCACGUCCUCUACUCCACACCCUCCUGCUACCUCUGGGAGCUGCACCGGGCCAACCUCUCCUGGUCCCUGAAGACGGACGACUUCUUCCCCUACGCGGAUGGUCCCCAUCAGUUCUGGACGGGAUAUUUCACCAGCCGACCCGCCUUCAAGCGCUACGAGCGCCUCAGCAACAACUUUCUCCAGAUCUGCAGCCAGCUGGAGGCUUUGGCCGGGCCGGCGUCGCGGGAAGGUCCCUACGGGCUCGGGGACAGCUCUGUGCUCCGCGAAGCCGUGGCUGUGGCCCAGCACCACGAUGCCGUGAGCGGCACCGAGAAGCAGCACGUGGCCGAUGACUACGCCAGGCAGCUGGCGGCGGGGUGGGAGAGCUGCCAGCUCCUGGUGGCCAACGCCCUGGCCAGCCUCAGCGGCCACAAGGAGAACUUCAUCUUCUGCAACGCCCUCAACGUCAGCGUCUGUCCCCUGACGGAGGCGGCCGGUCGCUUCACCGUCAUCCUCUACAACCCCCUGGGCCGUCCCGUGUCCUGGCCCAUCCGGUUGCCGGUCAACGGAGGGUCCUACGCGGUGACAGACCCCCAGGGCCAGCCCGUACCCAGCGAGGUCGUCCCCGUCUCCAACUUCACCCGCCGGCUGCGUGGGGACGGCGGCGCCACGCGGGAGCUCCUCUUCCAGGCAUCCGCACCCCCCCUGGGCUUCAGCACCUUCACCGUCUCCCGGCUGAGCCACGGGGACCCCCCCGUGUCCCCCCACCGGACCACGGUGUCACCGCAGCCCCGGGAGAUCCAUAACGAGCACGUCCGGGUGCUCUUCGACCCCGUCACCGGGCACCUGAAGGAGAUCCAGAACCUGGACAAGAGCAUCUCGCUGCCCGUCUUCCAGAGCUUCUACUGGUACAACGCCAGCGCCGGCAACGAUGAGAGCGACCAGGCCUCGGGCGCCUACAUCUUCCGCCCCAACAGCUCCGAGCCCAUCCCCGUCUCCGGCUCCAAGCGGGUCUCCACGUACCUGGUGAAGAACGCGCUGGUGCAGGAGGUCCACCAGAACUUCUCCUCGUGGUGCUCCCAGGUGGUGCGGCUCCACGCGGGGCAGCCCUACGUGGAGCUGGAGUGGACGGUGGGGCCCAUCCCCGUGGCGGACGGUUGGGGCAAGGAGAUCAUCAGCCGCUUCGAGACGACGCUGCAGACGGACGCUCGCUUCUACACCGACUCCAACGGGCGGCAGAUCCUGGAGCGCAGGCGCGACUACCGUCCCACGUGGAACCUGAGCCAGACGGAGCCCGUGGCGGGGAAUUACUACCCCGUUAACAGUCGCAUCUUCAUCAAGGACAAGAAGUUCCAGCUGACGGUGCUGACGGAUCGCUCGCAGGGCGGCAGCAGCAUCUUCGACGGCUCCCUGGAGCUCAUGGUCCAUCGACGGCUCCUGUACGACGACAACCGGGGCGUGGGGGAGCCGCUGCUGGAGCUGGGAGCCGACAAGCAGGGGCUGGUGGUCCGCGGCCGCCACCUCGUCCUCCUGGACACGGUGGAGUCGGCGGCCGACCGGCACCGGCUGCUGGCGCAGGAGCUUUUCAUGGCGCCCUACGCGGUGCUGGCGCCUGGCGGGGGCCCGUCCUACCGCCGGGGCCAGCCCAGCCUGCGGCAGUUCUCGGGGCUGCGGCGGGAGCUGCCCCCCAACGUCCACCUCCUGACGCUGACGCCGUGGGAGGCCGGGACCCUCCUGCUGCGGCUGGAGCACCAGUUUGAGAGGGGGGAGAGCGCCAACGGCUCCCAGCCCGUCACCAUCGACCUACUGAACCUCUUCUCGGCUUUCGCCAUCACCUCGCUGCGGGAGAUGAGCCUGGGAGCCGACCUGCCGCUCGAUGCCGUCUCCCGCCUGGUCUGGACCCCAGCCACAGGUCCAUCCCAGCCCCGGCCGGUUCCCAAACUGGACCCGAGCCGGGUCACGCUGCAGCCCAUGGAGAUCAGGACCUUCCUGGCCACGGUGCAGUACAAGGAGCCCGGAGCCGGCCGGGGGGGUCUCUGAGCAGCCCCAGCUGGACUCGCGGAGCCGGGGAGGGGGUGUCUCUGCCCCCCUCCUUUCCCCCAUAAGUGCAUUAUUAAAAACCACGAGACUUUUUCUCAGGCACGGU